Molecule: messenger RNA, 10649 nt
Organism: Paramuricea clavata
Lineage: Eukaryota; Metazoa; Cnidaria; Anthozoa; Malacalcyonacea; Plexauridae
Source: the annotation of a GenBank genome assembly
UGAUAAUUGUCGAUAUCAUACCGUCAACCUCGUUCAAUAAUUGUUCAGAAUAUGACGAUUUUUUAUGAAUAUUCUAUUUCAGAGUCAAACCAGCGCCAUUAUAUCCCUGGUAUCUUUCUCUGAACUGAUUGUCGCCGACCUACUCACAGCUCUCAAAUUUUAUAACAACAUUUUUAAAGAGUAAGUGUUUUUGUGCUAACCUUUUCUGGGUAUUUUACUUUUCGUUUGUGAUAAACUAAGAUUUCCUUGCUUCUACAGAGUCGGUGUUGAUUAUUUCUCGCUUACCUAUCUGGAAUUGGAAAAACUGGUAAGUAUAAUUAGUUGCUUUAUGUUCUGGUCAAACGAGAACAAGAGUUGCAUGAGAGUUGAGAAGCGAGAGUUUCUAUGAGAGUUUUCUCAACUCUCGUGCCCCGGUCAAACGAGAACAAGAGUUGCAUGAGAGUUGAUGAGAGUUGAGAAGCGAGAGUUUGCAUGAGAGUUUUCUCAACUCUCAUGCCCCUGUCAAACGAGAACAAGAGUUGCACGAGAGUUGAUGAGAGUUGAGAAGCGAGAGUUUGCAUUGACCCCGGUCAAAUGAGAACAACAGACUCCGGUCAAAUGAGAACAAGAGUUGCAUGAGAGUUGACACGAUAUUACCGCACGCCUAUAGCGAAAACUUUCAUCAAAAUUUGAACCAGCUCAGUUGAUGAGAAUGCAUGAGAGUCCAUGAGAAUUUACGGUCGAACGCGUUGUCUAAGAAGAUCGAGCAGUUCCGAGCUGAUAGAGCUAUCCAGUAUAAAUAAAGUUAGUUUCAUUUAGCCUUUAUAGGUUUCCUCCUAUAUAGGUUCCCCUUAUUGGACCUCUAGGAAGAACCAUUUAGAACCGAUAGAGCUAUCCAGUAUAGAUAAAGUUAGUUUAAUUUAGAUUUCCGCCUGUAUCAAUAAGAUCAAUAAGAGAUGAUUCUUACUGGACCUCUAGGAAGAACCAUUUAGAACUGAUAGAGCUAUCCAGUAUAAAUAAAGUUAGUUUAGUUUAGGUUUCCUCCUGUAGUAACACUGGAUCAAUAAGAGAUAUCCUUACUGGACCUCUAUAGGGAAAACAGUUUAGAACUGAUAGAGCUAUCCAGUAUAAAUAAAGUUAGUUUAGUUUAGGUUUCCUCCUGUAGUAUCUGUAGACCAGGGGUCGGUUGUAUAAAAAUGUAGUUAAAGUUAACUAUAGUUAGUGCGAAAGUUAACCAAUCAAAAUCGCGAAUUUUACAGUUAACUACUAUUUAACUAGAAAACGGGUAGUUAAAAUGUAGUCAAAACUUUUAUACAACCGGCCCCAGUAAGACUGAUAAAGCUAUCCAGUAUCCAGAGUAAAUACAGGGAUCUCUUAUUUCUUAUUUUACAGCUAGGUUCAGACAUGCGUGCAUCGGUCGCAAACAUUGAUCCAAAAAAGUUGCAAGUUGAAGUUGGUGAUGGAGAUGUGGGCACGAAAUUAUUUUCUGCGUUCUUGGCUGCAAAAGAAAUCGUUGAAUAUCGUCAGUAUUUACCUCUAGGGUGAGUGGGAAAAGUAUUUAAUGUCUCUCGGAUCCUGAAUUUGCCUUGUUCAAAUGUUCCUCAAAAGUACGUAAAAACAAUGGAAAAUUUAACUGUACAUUACUCCAUUAUGUAUUCAACAAGAAAGUGUACUUAACUGUAUUUAUGUUACAUGCCUCAAAUGACAGAUACGCUGUUAAAAAUAUCUGUUUUAGCGGAUAUAAUGUACUGUUAUUUUUUUCACUAAGUGUUGUAAUCAUAAAUUGCAGUAUUUAAAAUCUGUAUUUAAAAAGAAAUCUGUUAUUUGACAUAUGUUGACCGUAAUCUUUUACAGUUACUACACUGUAAUUACAAAUUACGGUGUAAUAGAAUUACAGCCUUUUUACGGUAAAAAUACAGACCUUGGUAAAAAAAACAGCGGUCUCUGUAAAAUUACAGUGCAUUCUUUGGCGUCCCAGCUGCGAGUACUUUUUACUGUAAAAAUGUAAAAUUAUGGCGUUUUUAACGGUGUAGGGAAGUAUAUGAUCUAAUGAUUCGUUAAGAUUCCCCCAUGUGAUUCUCCAAUGUUCCUCGAUCUAACUUUGUAGUGACAGCGAGAGAAGAGAACUGGCUUUUGACAACAGCCAUGUUUGGUUUAAGAAGUUUAUAGAUCAUUGGUUCCAGAUUGCCCAUCAAAAAGCCUUGGCUAGAAUUACUAAAGCUGUCGAAAUAGACCAGGUGGGUGCUUUGGAGUCAUUAUUGCCUUAUUAUUGCGAGUGAGUGAAGACUUUAUUUAGCGAGGGUAGCACUAAAUAGUUUACAAGAAACUAACAAACUUGUGCCCCUCAAUUAUUAUAAUUACGAAGUAUAAAAAUAGAAGUUAUAUAAAUAUGUGCUAAAAUUAGUAAAAUACAAUAUAAAAUACAGUAAAACCUCGCGUAUAAGAACCUAGAUUUUUCAAGUUAGCCUAAACAGGUUCUUAUAUAAAUGGUGCUUAUCACGAAAUUAGGCUAAACAGGUUCUUAAAUAGGUUCUUAUUUUCUAAACAAAAAGCGACUCAUUUUCAGUUGGUGUAGAAGAAAAGCGACUCAUUUUCAGUUGGUGUAGAAAAAAUUUAUAUAAAUUAUGCCCAUAUGACGAGAGGAGUUUGUUUUCUUUUAUUUAUAAAUUUUACUUUCGACUGUUAGAAGGAUAAAAAUAAAAUAAGAACCUGUUUGAAAUUUUAGCCUAAACAGGUUCUUAUACAAAGGGGUCUAAAUAAGCAAUUUUAGCCUAACAGGUUCUUAAACUCUAGGUUCUUAUACGCAGGGUUUUACUGUAUUGUGAUUAUAUACAGUACAAAUAACUAUAUAGUAAGAUUGGGAGUAUCAUCUCACCAUAGGAAAAGUUCACGUAUUGUUUUUUUCUUUCCAGUCAAUGGUCGUUGAUUCCAGUGUCAAGUAUUCCACCUCAGCCGUCGAUGUGACGUGCUGUUUUUAUCAGGUUUGUUUAGGGGCGGACCAUUAGAAAAGUGAUGGGGCAAAAGCAAAAAUAAAAAUCGAGCAGGGGAAACAGAAAAAAAAAAUUCGUGCUACCAGAAAUGUUUGAAAAAAAAAAUUCGUGCAGAGACUUUUCAAUAGGGAAAAUUAUAAGUUAACAGGGCCUAUCAGAGGUACAGUGUAAGGAAAAUAAUUUUGAACUUUUUUAUAUAAGUAGUGGUGUGAGAAAAAAUUUUCUAAACCUAAAUGUAGUAGAUAUUGGUGCAAAAAAGCGUUUUAAUCAUGUUUUAAGAGGAAUUUUUCAGGGAAAAUGUGUUUUAAACCUUAACUAAACUGAUGUUAGUCCGGAAAAAUUUUUUUGACCCUUUUUUUUCUUUGUCCUGAAAAAAUUUUUAAGUCCGGAAAAAAUGUUUCAACCCCCCCCCCCAAAAAAAGAAAAUUGGGGGGAAAAAAAAUAAAAUUCUAGCAAGGGAUUCUAGCAAGGGAUUAUAAAAAAAAUCGACACAGCAAAAAAUUUUGAAAAAAAAUCGUGCAUGUUGAAAAUGGACCACCCCCCAUCACUUUUCUAAUGGUCCGUCCCUUAAUUAAUAAUUAACUGUUAUUAAUAAUUAGCUAAUGUUACAUAGACGAUAAUGAAUCUCUAUAGCCAAAAUGAUGUACUUUCCGGAAGAGUUUUUUUUUGCUGUUUCACAAUUUCCUGAUACAUAAAAAGAGACAAAAGAAACAGGUUUUGAUUUCAUGAUUCUAUCUAAUAAGUUCCAGUACUAUCCGGUGAAUAUUUGGCAACAUUUUACCGUAUCGUGGAUACAGGAAUCUGGACUGGGUAGGUAACAUAGUUCUUGAAUUUUUCUAGCUUUGUCAAUUUUGGAAAAGAUUAUGUUGGCCAGAUGCAACGGGGAGUUACCUUUAUGUUACCAAAUUAACCGAUGUAAGUUUACAUGAGAAUAUUUAAAUUUUAUGUUUUCGAUAUUUGGAUCUAUUUUUACACUAUCAGUCCAACUCGUGUUCGGUCUUCUCUGUCCGCUGGUCGUCUUUAUCUUCCGCUUCAUUGCAAUGUCUACCACCUCACAUCUUUUUCUGAUCUCUUCAUUCCAUAAUGUCUCUGACCAGCUCUCCUUCAUCUCUUCUUAUUACGUGUACAUACCAUCUCAGUCUUGCUUCCCUCACCUUCUCUUCAACGUUUACCAGCCCACAUCUUCUUCCGACCUUUUUAUUCCACAAUAUCUCUGACCAGCUCUCCUAUCUUUGCCAUCUCAUAUUUGCUUCCCUCACCUUCUCUGCAAUGUCUAUCACAUCACAUCUUCUGAUCUCGUUAUUCCAUAAUGUCUUUGACCAGCUUUCCUAUCUUUACCACCUCAGCCUUGUUUCCCUCGCCUUCUCUACAAUGUCUAUCACCUCACAUCUUCUUCUGAGCUCUUUAUUCCAUAAUAUCUCUGACCAGCUCUCUUCAUCUCCCUUAUUACAUGUCCAUACUAUCUCAUCCUUGCUUCCCUCACUUUCUCUGCAAUGUCUACCACUCCACGUUUUCUUCUCAUCUCUUCAUUGCACAGUGUAUCUGUGACCUACUUUCCUUAGUUUCUUAUUAUUAUGUGUCCAUACCAUUUAAAACUUGGUUGAAAGAUGAUAAUGGAACCAACAAUCAUUGUUGGUUCCAUUACCAUCUCUGCAAUGUCUACCAUUUCACAUCUUCGUCUGAACUCUUCAUUCCUCUCUUUUCCUCUAACGUAACACUAAGAACCUCAACAUUUGCAUCUCUGUCCUUCUUGUCGAUCUGUCUAUGUGAUUACCGCAUACGAAUUUGUCAACUUUAUUUUCAGGAUAUCUGUGAGGCCGCUCGCCACUAUGCUGAUGCUUUAGAGAAAAAAUUAAAGGACAACAAUUAUUAUGAUGAUAAUCCUUCCUACUUUGGUGUUAGUGCGUCGGUAUGUUGUUUUGAUUUUAUGAUAUUCUCUGUAAGCGGCCCUUGUCAAACGAGAAUGACAGUUGGUAAGCGAGAGUUUACUUGAGAGUUUUCUCAACUCUCAUGCCCCGGUCACACGAGAACAAGAGUUGCAUGAGAGUUGAGAAGCGAGAGUUUGCAUUAGAGUUUUCUCAACUCUCAUGCCCCGGUCAGACGUGAACAAUUAAGAGUUGCAUGAGAGUUGAUGAGAGUUCAUUGGAUAUUACCGCGCACGUAGCCAAAACUCUCAUCAACUCUCAUUUGCUUUCGGGCAGUUUGUUUUAAAGUUUGUGGCUUUCAGAUAAUGGCCCCGGGGCUUUAUUUAAACUCGCUUAUACUUCAUUCCAUUGUAGUUAUGUAUAACUCUGAACAAUCUGGCAUACACGCAACAAUGGUUGACUGAACUUGACACCCACUUGGACUGGCCCAGUAUUAUCAGUGGGAUGAGACUCGCACAUGAUGAGAGAAAGGCAAAGCAAUGUGAAGAAUCUUUGCAACAGUUUUCUGAACAUGCCCAAGAUGUACUGUUGGUGAAAACGGACGAGAUGAUAUACCAUAUUGGAGAAAAGGUUUGAAAUACUGGAUACAAAUGACAAAUCGCGCCGCCCCUUACCACCGAGUUAAAUCUGUGGGUCGAGGGUAGGGUAUUACUCCGUACAAUAAAGCUCCGCAUUAAACAACCAGUGAAUUUUGACUUCAGGCUGAAGUGGUUCUUAUAUAACAGGCACUUACAAGAAAUCUGGCUGAAGUGGUUCUUAACUGGUUCUUAUUCCCAGUCAAAAAAACUGUUCGUAGUUUUAGAGUUUUAAACCUUUUAUUGUAUACCAUGAAACUAGUUUUGAUAAAAUUUGUUUUUUUCCCUUGUACCUGCUUACUAAUUCAGUUAAAAGUUAAAAUGAGGUAUUUUAGGAAUCAGUUUUAUUUGUCAGUCUGAAGUGGUUCUUGUAUUUUAAGUGCUUAAUUGCUCAAAUUUCAUGCUGGUAGUUCUUAACCCACUGGCAACUUUAGAUUUGACUAUACGGGUACGACUUACAAGAAUAAACACUUACAAGUCCGACUUCGUGUCGGCGCCUUUGAUGUCGGUGUUUCCCUGAAAACAUUCACAAUGGCCGACUUAGCGCAGACAGGGGGGGGGAGUGUUUCCUCAACUCUUCCACCCUUAACUGUGAUCCGUUAUCGGACAUGGUAGGCUGGGCACCCUAUAGUGAGCCUUCGACUGAUCGCAAUUCAGCACUUCAGUGCAUGGAAAGAUAAUAUUAGCGUCUCUACAUACUUCCUUCAACGCUUUCUUGUUACUAUUUUCAGAUGUCUGUGGACAUCAAGAGAUUUGUGUCGGAGCUGGUCAACCGGGACGAAGGUGUUGAUAUCUCUGAGGCAAGUCCUUCAAAUGGGAAAUUGAGAUACAUAGUGGAGUCCAAGUGAACUGAGAUCGAUACUCACUACUGUCUGACCAAACGCUCUCCAACAAUUGCACAGCACAAAUAAAUAGUACAGUUUUCUGAGCAGCAUAUCGUGGACAUAGGAUGAAAUAGUGAAGCACAGAUUCCUCACGAUACCCACGCGCGCAACUUGGUGAUAAUUGACAUUUUAUCCGAAAUAAGGCUAUAUUUAAACCGGAGAAUCCAAGUCAAAGUCGAGUAUGUAAAAUUGAAGCGUAUCUUGUUAGUGAAUACUUGUAUUAUUUCUGUGUUCAUUUUUAUCUCAUCUAAUUUCUCGACUCGGUGGAACGACAUUACGCGAACAUAGCGUCUUCAAAAUAUUUUUUGUCGUAAUUAAACAAACCAGGCGUUGUAUAACUUGUAUUAUGACUUUAAUAGAGCAAAUGGUUAUCAUGUUUUGUUAUGAAUUUAUAAAUAUAUAAAAGUUUUUGUCUUUUCAGGCAAUGGAUCCGUUGCUGUCAUAUCUUGAAAAAUCAAUGAGGACAUUUUACAGCUCUUUAGUCCGUCCUGUAUUUGACAGGUGAGAUUUGCUUUGAGGGGUUGCGGUAUAGACGUAUGUAGGCUAAUACUAAAACUCAUCAUGAUGAUAUAAGGUAGCCUACAAUCCCUACAUCAUAAACUCUAGUUUCAUUCUAGCUAGGUGUGGGCUACAAGUAGCUAAGGUUCCUUUCUGGAGGUCCGGUCUUGUGUCAUAAUUUGUAUCUUCAUUGUCAAGUCUUAUAAGAGGAAGUUUUUUUCAAUGUUGUGUAUUUGUGAUAAAAAGUGCAGUUCAAAAUCUAAAAUCGUUUUGGCGUUCCUCUCAAAAUUACUUUGUUUUAGCUUUAUUUUGUAGUUUACAUAGUUAGCAACCCUUUUAAUUGUAUCUGGCGGUUGAGAAGGACAGAAUAAUAGUUAAAUAUUGUCAAUUUAAAUACAGUUAUCAUUGAUGCUGUAAAAUUGACGCCCUAUUUUUUGCCGCAAUUUGAGCAAAACUUACUGAAUUUCAAACAUCAUCUUCUCUUUGGCGUACCAUCUAAAAUCUCUUUAUUUUAGCAUAAUUUUACUGAUAAAGCACUAAACAUACUUUUUAAGCUUGUUUACCGCUUGACAAACGUAGCAAGAAUUUUUAAAAAAUCGAAUAUGGUCAUGACCAAGUAGAAAAGUAUAUUCAUUAGUUUUGACGCGCGUGUUACUAUACGAAACAUUCUCCUCUUAAAUAUAUCUUUCAUAGAACUCUUCUUUUUCUCUGGACUAUGGUAGUUGACAAUAUUGUUGCCACUGUUGGAGGUGAUAAAGGGGUAAGCUUUUUCACUCCAUAGCAAAUUAUCAGUAUUUUGAAUAUUGAGCCCUAACUUAGUGUGUUACUGAGAUACUUCAACAGCUCGUGAAUUUUCAGUAUAAUAUUUCUUUUAUUUAAACUAUUCUCUCUUUAUUAACAGAAACCUCCCAUCUUUUAUCAACGUUUGAAUCAAGUUCUUGAGGUAUGCAUGAAAAUUAGAGCGAUGAACUUGAGCAACGCAUCUUAUAAAGCGUCCAUUUUCGUUUGCAUCGAAUUAAAUGCGAUUCGGUUAAACAAUUUUUUUCUUAUAUCAGGUCCUAAUCGAUUUCUUCUGUGUUGAUGGCAUCGGGAUUCCGCUGGAUAAAAUGAUGACAGACACUGUAAAAGUGAGAAAACGUUCCCUUCGUAGUAUAGGUCGUAGUAUAGAUCAGUGUCUAGUGUGGGCUAUUCGUUAUUGCUUCAGUGAUACUACAGUGGAAAACUAAACUAACUUUCUUUAUACUGGAUAUCUCUACUAGGUUUAAACUGUUCUCUUUAGAGAUCCAGUAAGAAUCAUCUCUUACUGAUCCAAUGUUACUACAGGAGGAAACCUAAUUAAACUUAAACGAACUUUAUUUGUACUGAAUAGCUCUGUCAGUUUCUAUCAGUUCUUAAAUGUUCUCCCUAGAUGUCCAGUAAGGAUUAUCUCUUAUUGAUCCAGUGUCACCACAGGAAAAAACCUAAACUAAACCAACUUUAUUUAUACUGGAGAUCUCUAUCAUUUCUAAACUAUUCUCCCUAGCUAGAGUAACUCUAACUAAGAAAGGACUCUUACUCCCUAGUAAGUGUCCUUUCUUAUUGUUCCAGUGUUACUACGAGAGGAAAUCUAAAAUAAACUAACUUUAUUUAUACUGGAUAGCUGUAUCAGUUCUAAACUGUUCUCCCUAGAUGUCCAGUAAGGAUUAUCUCUUAUUGAUCCAGUGUCACCACAGGAAAAAACCUAAACUAAACCAACUUUAUUUAUACUGGAGAUCUCUAUCAUUUCUAAACUAUUCUCCCUAGCUAGAGUAACUCUAACUAAGAAAGGACUCUUACUCCCUAGUAAGUGUCCUUUCUUAUUGUUCCAGUGUUACUACGAGAGGAAAUCUAAAAUAAACUAACUUUAUUUAUACUGGAUAGCUGUAUCAGUUCUAAACUGUUCUCCCUAGAUGUCCAGUAAGGAUUAUCUCUUAUUGAUCCAGUGUCACCACAGGAAAAAACCUAAACUAAACCAACUUUAUUUAUACUGGAGAUCUCUAUCAUUUCUAAACUAUUCUCCCUAGCUAGAGUAACUCUAACUAAGAAAGGACUCUUACUCCCUAGUAAGUGUCCUUUCUUAUUGUUCCAGUGUUACUACGAGAGGAAAUCUAAAAUAAACUAACUUUAUUUAUACUGGAUAGCUGUAUCAGUUCUAAACUGUUCUCCCUAGAUGUCCAGUAAGGAUUAUCUCUUAUUGAUCCAGUGUCACCACAGGAAAAAACCUAAACUAAACCAACUUUAUUUAUACUGGAGAUCUCUAUCAUUUCUAAACUAUUCUCCCUAGCUAGAAUAACUCUAACUAAGAAAGGACUCUUACUCCCUAGUAAGUGUCCUUUCUUAUUGUUCUAGUGUUACUACGAGAGGAAAUCUAAAAUAAACUAACUUUAUUUAUACUGGAUAGCUCUAUCAGUUCUAAAAUCGUCUCCCCUAGAGGUCCAGUAAAAGUUAUCACUUAUUGAUACAGUGUUACUACAGGAGGAAAUCUAACCAAACGUCAUUUAUACUGGAUAGCUCUAUCAGUUCUAAACUGUUCUCUGUACAGGUCCAGUGAGAGCCAUGACUUAUAUUGCUUCAGUGUUACUAGAGGUAGAAACUGCAGACCCUUGGAAAAAAUUUGCAGACUUAUUUAGUAGAGUCAAACUAGAAAGACUCUUCUCACACGUGUUUUCUACAAAGGUAUUGCUUGAAGAACUUCUCCUGCGACAACUUCCCACUGAUAAAUUGAUCGAAGAAUAUUACGCUGAGAAGAUGAAAGAAAUGGUUGGUAGAAUUUAAAAUAAAGUCGUCACCGAUGAUUUAUCAUGUUCAUGAAAUAUUUUAAUCUUUCGCUUAAACUUAUUUGUUAGAUGGGGAAAGAAGCUGAGUUUGGCGAACUUGCGUUGAGAAUGUUUUAUGAUUUGAAGAACGAAAAACUUCAUGUCGAAUGUAAGCGUUGCAACUUUCUUCUUUCCUUCAACUAAAAGUAACAUAUGUUGUUGCUGGUUAACCCGUCCCUUUGAUGAGUAUAAUAGUGCAUUUUUUUAUGCGUUGCAGCUAAUGUUUUAUAUGUUGUUUUGUUUGUAGUGUUGAAUGGGCGAAAUUUACCGCCACUGGACUCAAAUGGUAAGUUACUUUAAAAUGAUCUUGACUAGUUGACUUGACGUUCCUACAAUUUACCAACAGAACCCAACCCCAGCCCAAAACCUAACCAACGUUAACUCUAAAGUAAUGCGAACUCUGAGAAUUUUGAACAACCUUGAAUACUAAAACAAGUCCGCCAUUUUGAAUGUGGUUUGUUGUUUUGGGUUUUUUUUUCUGGUGGUGGUGGUGGGAGACUAUGGCGGUCUAUCAUUAGCGCACUGGCUAGGAACAUGGCAGUUAAGCUAACAUCAAAGGCGCCGACAUGGAGUCGUACUUCUGUAUAGUCUGUCGCUACAUCUAUGACCGUUACCUAUACACUGGAACCCACAUUUAAUCUAGUACUCUUGUGUAGGUUAUUGUGACCCGUAUGUGAAGUUGUCCAUGGCGCCACGCCAUCUGUUUCCCACGGCAAUAGUUGAGAGAACAAAUGUACAGAAGAAGACACUCUUCCCGUUAUUUGAUGCAAAAUUCCAAUUGUAAGUACCAGUGUUUCUAGAGAGAUCAAUUAGCCACACCUUGUCCGCCAUUUUUGGGUGGCAAACGUCGCCGGAUGGCAACAAGUAAAGCAGCGAUUUAGUGAAGUAAAUCAUGGUACUGUGUUUUCACCACCCAAAACUGGCGGGCAAGGCCUGGUUGCUGGUCGCAUGGUGUGAAAAUGGC